CUUUCGGACGCAGUUUACCAAAUAUGGCAUUAAAAUUUCGUUGUCUAGUCCUUUAGUGGCUGACAUUGUGGUCAAGGGUCAAACGUGUGGCCACGAGAGCCCGCGGGCGGCGGUGCUCCACUUUCCGCGGUUCGAUCGCUUGCUGUAAACACCGCAUGCAAUCGGAGCCACCCCGCCUCCAAGCGGAUUACUUAGCUACCGACUCUUAUAUAAACUUACUGUUUAUAUCUUUAUAUAAGUGAUUCACGUCUAUCAGUGCUCGGAAUACAAAUCGGACCUUUAUAGUGGUAUGGACCCUUGAGUUGGGUAACAUACUAACUAGGUGUGUAUAAUACAUACGAUUGCGCGAAUGUACUCCGUUUGUGUAUCUUUGACGAUUGACAUUCGGUCUACGUAAGACUACGUUUCUACAAGAGAUCUAGUAGAGCUCUACGGUAAAUAAAGAGAAAGCGUUUCUAGAUUACCAGUGCGAAUCGUGAAAAAAGGAUCCUUAUAGUUGGAUUCAAAGCGAACUUAGCGAACACAUAACAGCUAUACGCAUCUUUGUACAAUUGCAGUGGAGAAACAGCUAAACGUUCUAUUGCGGUGAAUAAUUAGCUAAAGAAAACGGGAUUUCUGUGUAAGCAGGUCUGUAAAGGAGUGUGGAGUCAAGUCUGGGCGCUUGUUGUGUUAAUUAUAAUGCUAUGAGUUAGGGAUUAGUCUCAUGAUUGAACCAUUUAGGUCAAACCUUUCAAUGCGCAUGCAUUACUCGCGCUCGUAGUAAUUAUUUUACGACAAAGAUUGAACGGCGUUGCAGUUAUUGCCAAGAAUGAAGAAGGCUGGCUCUAACUCAACAACAGUAUAGCCGUGUGUGCUUUGAGCUGGUGAUGGUGGUGUAUUCCAGACGCAGGAGCCUUGCUGCCCCAUGUCCUGACGGCCCGGCGUCGGCGAUCCUCGCGCGGCGGAGACAGAGAGGCGUGGGGGCGCUUGCGCGGGGCAUGUGAGCGCGCGGGCGCAGCCGCGGCAUGCCGGGCGGGCGCCGGGGGCUCGUGGCCCCGCAGAACACGUUCCUAGAGAACAUCAUCCGCCGCUCCUCCAGUCAGCCAGACAGCAGCUUUCUGCUGGCAAACGCGCAGAUCGUGGACUAUCCCAUCGUGUACUGCAACGAGACCUUCUGCAAGAUGAGCGGCUACAACCGCGCGGAGGUGAUGCAGAAAUCAUGUCGCUGCGCGUGGAUGUACGGCGAGCUGACGGAGAAGGAAGCGGUGGAGCGCGUGGACCGCGCGCUCGACCACCACCUGGCGGAUCAGUUCGAGAUACUGCUCUAUAAGAAGAACCGAACCCCACUAUGGCUGCUGGUGCACGUGGCGCCGAUCCGCAACGAGCGCGAGCUGGUGGUGCUGUUCUUGCUUACCUUCCGCGACAUCACGGCCCUCAAGCAGCCCAUCGACCAGGACGACCCCAAGGGAGCGGGGCUGUCAAAAUUUGCGAAGCUGGCGCGCUCCGUGACGCGCUCGCGCUCCGUGCUGGUGUCCGCGCUGCCGGCCCUGAAGGAGCCGCAGCGGCAGAGCCACCUCGCGCAUGUCAGUACACAACCCCACCAUGUGAUGUCGCUAUCCGGUGACGUGCUGCCGCAGUACCGGCAGGAGGCGCCCAAGACCCCUCCGCACAUCCUGCUGCACUACUGCGCCUUCAAGGCCAUCUGGGACUGGAUCAUCCUCUGCCUCACCUUCUACACCGCAAUCAUGGUCCCAUACAACGUAGCCUUCAAGAACAAAACCUCCGAAGAUGUCUCCUUAUUGGUUAUCGACUCCAUCGUCGACGUCGUCUUCUUCAUCGACAUCGUGCUCAACUUCCACACCACGUUCGUCGGCGCCGGCGGAGAGGUCGUCAGCGACCCCAAGGUCAUCCGCAAGAACUACUUCAAGUCGUGGUUCCUGAUAGACCUGCUGUCGUGCCUGCCGUACGACGUGUUCAACGCGUUCGACCACGACGAGGACGGCAUCGGCAGCCUGUUCUCGGCGCUGAAGGUGGUGCGGCUGCUGCGGCUCGGGCGCGUGGUGCGCAAGCUGGACCGCUACCUGGAGUACGGCGCGGCCAUGCUGAUCCUGCUGCUGUGUUUCUACAUGCUGGUGGCGCACUGGCUGGCGUGCGUGUGGUACAGCAUCGGGCGCUCGGAUGCCGACUCGGGCCUGCAGUACUCGUGGUUGUGGAAGCUGGCCAACGUGACGCAAACGCCGUACUCCUACGUGUGGUCCAACGAGUCGGACGGGCCCGAGCUGGUGAACGGGCCCUCGCGCAAGACCAUGUACGUGACGGCGCUCUACUUCACCAUGACCUGCAUGACCUCCGUGGGCUUCGGCAACGUCGCCGCCGAGACCGAUAACGAGAAGAUCUUCACCAUCUGCAUGAUGAUUGUAGCAGGUGCCGGACUCUUCUGUUAUUAGCCGGAGCACUGUCCCGUCCCCCGCGCGACCCCCGCGCAGCACACUCUGCGACGGGCGCCGCGCCCUUCCCGCCCCUCCGCCUUCACCGCCACUCCACUCCUUACAUAGAGCCGGACCAAGCUAACUCUGAAUGGGCUUUGCAAUGACAAUGUGGAAGUUUCAUCAUAAAAGUCCAAUGUCUAUGAACAUAUGACGUUUAUUAUGAUACUUCCACACUUUAUUCUGUCAAAGUCGGUACAGAGGUAGCUUAACCGGAUUCUAUAAACAUUUCAAUAAUUUACUUACCUACACGAUUAAUCACUUAUCUGUUUUUUGUGUUUCCGUAUAAUUUGUUUAUCGAUAUGCUAGCCGUUUUGUUUGUUUUCCAGUCGCACAGUGUGUGUGGUGUGUCGAGCACCGCUAGCAGCCGCGUCGCUCGGUGUACGUAUUUCAUUUCAUUUGUUUGUGUUGAUUUAAUGUCGUCGCGUCGUUUGUUUGUUCGUUUGAGUUGUCCCCGUGUGCCGUCCCCUCCCGUCCUUGUGCAGGCCCACGAAGCGUCUAACGCGUCACCUGUGUGGUCGGAGCGCCCGUGUGCCCUCGCCGCGCCCGCUCGAGCCUAGCCGGAUCGAGACUAAGUAUACUGGCCGACCCCGUCGCCUCCAUCGCCCUUCGCUAAUACUUGACUAAACGGAGGAGGGCGAAACAUUAACAUUUUCUAAAUUAAACUGCAUGCAAUAGUUCUCGUAGCAAAUGUUCAUGCUUAUCGUUGUCUGUUUGAUCGAUGUAAGAGGACGGCGAUGGCUCGCGAGCACUAGGAACACCGGGGCCGGCCGGCGACGGCGGGCGCGGCGGCGGCGCGGCAGCGGACGCGAGGUAACGCGUCGGUCGCGGGCCGCGCGCGCCGCCAGCGGUGCGUGCGGGCCCUACGCGGUAACAAGCGAGAGAGCAGGCACUGAGCCGAGG
This is a messenger RNA of Cydia fagiglandana, 3368 nucleotides long. RefSeq names its product potassium voltage-gated channel protein eag (gene eag). Gene Ontology annotation, cellular component: plasma membrane. NCBI's taxonomy places the organism in Eukaryota, Metazoa, Arthropoda, Insecta, Lepidoptera, Tortricidae. Gene Ontology annotation, biological process: potassium ion transmembrane transport; regulation of membrane potential. The coding region runs from base 1005 to 2426 and encodes 473 amino acids. The record is from RefSeq and is a predicted model, not a curated record. Gene Ontology annotation, molecular function: voltage-gated potassium channel activity. The transcript is spliced from 8 exons.